Messenger RNA from Arabidopsis arenosa, 4031 nucleotides. The record is from the annotation of a GenBank genome assembly. Lineage: Eukaryota; Viridiplantae; Streptophyta; Magnoliopsida; Brassicales; Brassicaceae.
GUCAUAAUUUCAGAGACUCUUCACGAAAGAGAAAAUCAAGACUAAGAAACAAGAAGAGUAAGAAUCAGUAGUAGAACACGAUCAUGGCGACGAGAGCAAACGUACCUGAACAAGUCAGAGGUGCUCCUCUCGUUGAUGGUUUGAAGAUCCAGAACAAAAACGGUGCUGUGAAGAAUCGGCGUGCGCUCGGUGACAUCGGAAAUCUUGUUUCUGUUCCCGGAGUUCAAGGAGGAAAGCCUCAACCUCCGAUUAAUCGACCCAUUACUCGAAGUUUCCGUGCCCAGUUACUAGCGAAUGCCCAACUCGAAAGAAAGCCAAUCAAUGGAGACAACAAGGUUCCAGCUCUUGUUCCAAAGAGACAACCUCUUGCUGCAAGAAACCCAGAAGCUCAAAAGGCGGUUCAGAAGAGAAACCUAGUGGUUAAGCAACAGACCAAACCUGUUGAAGUGAUCGAGACGAAGAAGGAGGUGACUAAAAAGGAAGUAGCAAUGUCACCUAAGGACAAGAAAGUGACGUACUCGUCUGUUCUUAGUGCUCGGAGCAAAGCUGCUUGUGGUAUAGUCAACAAACCAAAGAUUCUUGAUAUUGAUGAAUCUGACAAAGAUAACCAUCUGGCUGCAGUGGAGUAUGUUGAUGAUAUGUACUCGUUCUAUAAAGAAGUUGAGAAGGAGAGUCAGCCUAAGAUGUACAUGCACAUUCAGACUGAAAUGAAUGAGAAGAUGAGAGCGAUCUUGAUUGAUUGGUUACUAGAAGUUCACAUCAAGUUUGAGCUUAACCUUGAAACUCUCUACCUCACUGUUAACAUCAUUGAUCGAUUCCUCUCUGUGAAAACUGUUCCCAAAAGAGAGUUACAGCUAGUGGGAAUCAGUGCCUUGCUUAUUGCUUCCAAAUAUGAAGAAAUCUGGCCACCUCAGGUUAACGAUUUGGUGUAUGUCACGGACAAUGCUUACAACAGCAGACAGAUUUUAGUGAUGGAGAAGACUAUUCUUGGAAACCUCGAAUGGUAUUUGACAGUCCCGACUCAAUACGUCUUCCUUGUCCGCUUCAUCAAAGCUUCUAUGUCUGACCCUGAAAUGGAGAAUAUGGUUCACUUCCUUGCUGAAUUGGGGAUGAUGCAUUACGAUACCUUGAUGUUCUGUCCCUCCAUGCUUGCUGCUUCAGCUGUUUACACUGCAAGAUGCUCAUUGAACAAGUCCCCUGCUUGGACUGAUACAUUGCAGUUCCACACCAGCUACACAGAAUCUGAGAUUAUGGAUUGCUCAAAGCUUUUAGCUUUUCUCCACUCGAGAUGCGGUGAGAGCAGGCUACGUGCAGUGUACAAGAAGUACUCAAAGGCUGAGAAUGGAGGUGUUGCUUUGGUUUCACCAGCCAAGUCCCUCUUGAGUGCUGCUGCUGACUGGAAGAAGCCUAGCACGACGGAGCAGCCGAGGAACAUCUCGGGAUCGAUGCAGAGCCCUAGAUCUCCGUCUUCACAGCCGUAUUUGUCAGUCUCCGUCACAGAUCCUGUCAAAUUAGGGAAUGGCGUACAAGCUUAUAUCUCGUACAGAGUUAUCACCAAGACCAACUUGCCGGAUUAUCAAGGACCUGAGAAGAUUGUUAUUAGACGAUACAGUGAUUUCGUCUGGUUACGGGAUCGGCUUUUUGAGAAAUACAAGGGCAUUUUCAUUCCUCCUCUUCCAGAGAAGAGUGCUGUAGAAAAAUUUCGCUUUAGUGCCGAAUUUAUUGAAAUGAGGCGAGCAGCAUUGGAUAUAUUUGUUAAUCGAAUAGCAUUACACCCUGAGCUCCAGCAUAGUGAAGAUCUUAGGACCUUUUUGCAAGCAGAUGAAGAGACAAUGGACAGAUUCAGGUUUCAGGAAACUGGUAUAUUCAAGAAGCCUGCAGAUCUUAUGCAAAUGUUUAGGGAUGUCCAGUCAAAAGUUAGUGAUGCUGUCCUUGGAAAGGAAAAACCUGUUGAAGAAACUACUGCUGACUACGAAAAGCUUAAGCAUUACAUUUUUGAGCUUGAGAACCACUUGGCUGAGGCUCAGAAGCAUGCAUAUCGCCUUGUCAAGAGGCAUAGAGAGUUGGGUCAAUCACUGUUGGAUUUUGGCAAGGCUGUAAAACUUCUUGGGGCUUGUGAGGGUGAACCUACAGGAAAAGCAUUUUCCGAUCUUGGAACUAAAUCUGAACUGUUAUCGAUUAAGCUCCAAAAAGAGGCUCAACAAGUCCUGAUGAACUUCGAGGAACCCUUGAAGGACUAUGUUCGUUAUGUGCAGUCGAUUAAGGCGAGUUCUCUUGCCUUUGCCUGUGGGAUUGAUAUUUCUUUCCUGGCAACAAUAGCAGAACGAGGCACUGCUUUCAAGCAACAUUGUGAAUUGGCAGAAACAACAAAGUUAAAAGAAAUAAAUCUUGACAAACUCAUGCUCACACGUUCAGACAAAGUAGGAGAAGCUGAGAUCGAAUACAGAGAGAUAAAAGCAGAAAGUGAAGAAGCUACGAGAAGAUUUGAGAGGAUAGUGAAGAGAAUGGAGGAGGAGAUAGUAAGGUUUCAAGAGCAGAAGACAGAAGAGAUGGGUGUCGCAUUCCAUCAGUUUGCGAAAGGACAAGCUCGCUUAGCAAACAACGGUAGCAACAACGGUCCUCCUCCCUCCGGUGACACCGUCCCAAAUAACUUCUGUAUCAUUGAGGGAUCAGAGACAGUUCAAGAUUUUGUGCAGAUGCAGCUUCAGGAAAUCCAAGAUAGCAUAAGGAGUAAACGCAAUAAGAUCUUUCUUCUCAUGGAGGAAGUCAGGAGGUUACGAGUUCAGCAACGUAUUAAGAGUGUUAAAGCCAUCAAUGAGGACAGUGAGCUCGAGGCGACCGAGAUGCCUGAGAUCACAUCUUCCAUUCCUUUUCUCACUAAUGUGACACCAAAGACUUUGAAACAACUCUAUUCGACCAGCGUUGCAUUGAUAUCGGGAAUAAUCUUCUUUGGUGGUCUCAUUGCACCUAAUCUGGAACUGAAGGUAGGACUUGGAGGAACCUCUUAUGAAGAUUUUAUACGGAGCUUGCAUCUUCCCUUGCAAUUAAGCCAGGUAGAUCCAAUUGUGGCAUCUUUUUCUGGCGGGGCCGUGGGAGUCAUUUCAACCUUGAUGCUAAUCGAAGUUAACAACGUUAAACAGCAAGAGAAGAAGAGGUGCAAGUACUGCCUUGGGACAGGAUAUUUGCCAUGUGCUCGAUGUUCAGCUAGUGGUGUGUGCUUAAGCAUUGAUCCCAUAACAAGACCUAGAGCUUCAAACCAGCUUAUGCAGGUCGCGACAACAAAAAGGUGUCUAAACUGUUCCGGCGCAGGAAAGGUGAUGUGUCCGACAUGUCUUUGCACCGGGAUGUCGUCUAGGAGAAAGACCAGAGAACCAAAGGAGGAAAAUGUCACUCUUGGACCAUCUGUUCGUGAGGGAGAGCAAGUUUUUGGAGUUGUUCAUGUCUUUGCUUCCUUUAAUGACACUUUCAUUCAUGUCACUGAUCUCUCUGGAAGAGAAACUCUCGUUCGUAUCACUGGUGGCAUGAAAGUAAAGGCUGAUCGUGAUGAGUCAUCUCCUUAUGCUGCUAUGCUUGCAGCUCAAGAUGUUGCUCAAAGAUGCAAGGAGCUUGGCAUCACAGCCAUUCAUGUGAAGCUCCGUGCCACUGGAGGAAACAAGACCAAGACUCCAGGUCCUGGUGCUCAGUCAGCUCUCCGAGCUCUUGCUCGUUCAGGCAUGAAGAUUGGUCGCAUAGAGGAUGUGACUCCAAUUCCAACAGAUAGUACCCGUAGAAAGGGUGGUAGAAGGGCACGACGUCUGUGAUUCUCUCACCAUUAUCUACCAUUCUCACAAUUCCGUUUAGUACUUGUACUACAUUCGCCAAAUCUUUCUGUAAGACUUUGCUUUUGAUCUGUGUAACGUUAGGAAGAAAUGGAUACAGAAUGAUGGUAAAGAAAAGUAGUUCUGUUUCUUCUUCUUUGCCUUGCUUUUUAUUUUCUGUUGCAGUAAUCUCUUACAAACGCUUUAAAGCACAAAUGAAUAUCAUCUAUAUAU